Colletotrichum truncatum is the source of this 3156-nucleotide messenger RNA. RefSeq names its product TBC domain-containing protein. NCBI's taxonomy places the organism in Eukaryota, Fungi, Ascomycota, Sordariomycetes, Glomerellales, Glomerellaceae. The record is from RefSeq and is a predicted model, not a curated record.
AUGGACUCCGAGCCUUCUCUCACCCUUGAGCGUUCCAUCUCGCAGCAGAGCGCAACCUCUCUAAAGAGCGCUCGCUCUUCUACCGUACGAGGCAAACGAUCCAAGCUGAACUCCCAACCCUCGAGCUCCGCCAGCUCUAUUGCUGCCUCCGACAACAAGUCACUGACGAGCUUCCCCUCCUUUUCUCCCGACUCGCCAAGGGGAGAGCACUCCUUCCCACCCGAUCCUGCGACCCCGGAACCAGAAAUCGAGCCGCCGGCGACUGUCCGGAAGAUAUCCGACACCAGAUCCAGUGCCUUUUCCCUGCUCGGCAACCUCACCGGCACCACCUCCGCCGCUGAACAGGCCGCACGUGAUGCCCUGUUUGAGGAUUCGCCGUUGUCCACCCACAAGAUACCCGGUGCCCUGCACCACGCAGACGACGGUCACAUCGGGCGCCUGAUUGCGAGGCAUGGCGCUGUCGCCCUUGUGAGGCAGGUUGCCACCGACCUAGCCCAGCGCGAUGCCCAGAUCGCCCAGCUGAGGAGGAAAGCCGAUGAAAGGGAGAGGGCCCUUCGCAAGAUCAUUCUGGAAUGCGGGCUCUCCAAUUUGGAGCUCGAGACGAGAUUGCGCGCUAUCGAGAGUGAGGUCAAGACCUCCCGCCCCGGCAACCGUCGGAACGAGAGCGGCCUCUCUGAGCUCAUGAGCGACGCAAUGCAAGAUACCGUCAUUUACAACGUCUUUGGACAGACCGAUGUCAGCGAUGCGACAAUCCGCGCCAACAACCUCUCCACCCCGACUAACCCUGACGGUAGGGGGACGACUAGAGGCUGGAAGGAUUAUCUCUGGGGCGGGACGAGCAGAAAGAAUAGCGGUCCCAACAGCGUCAACGGCGAUGACACGAAGCCGGGCACUGUUGUCAGGACUCAGUCAUACGGCGACAGACGGCCGGGACUGCAGGAUGACCUCUUCAGCCCGCCCCCGGAUAGCGUUACGUCGGAUAGUGCCCCGCCGAGAACCCCGAGCCGCGCAUCUAGCAUCCAGUCCGGCCCGCCUGGCUCUCGCAAAGCAUCAACCUCGGUUGCUGCAAGUCUCAUGAGACUGGUAGCUGGAGGUGCUCUCAACACGCGCGAGGGAGGUCCCAACCGCGGAAGGUCGAAUAGUGCCACCCAGCCGCCAUCAACCGCGCGAGCGUCCUCUGCCUCUAGCGCCAAAACCUCACAAUCGAGCCGGGCUGUCUCGACACAGGGCGGCCCCAAGGCGCUCAUGGCGAUGCGUCGAACGGGCCCAACCAAUAAUGCCCCUCCGAGCACAAACGCCGCCCGAACGCAGCCCCAGGAGAGGUGGGACACGAUGAUGAACAGCCCGCCGACUGCUGCGUCAAACCGGCAGGAGAGUUACGGUCCAGUCGAGAUGGACGCCAUUCUCCCACCCGAGACCCAACCACCAACAUUAACACACAUUUAUAACAAUUAUGUCGGUAGCGAAUAUCUUACCGACCGUUUUGGCUUUAUAUACGACCAGCGAAGGAAAAAGAGACAGCGUGAAGCAACGCAAAUUGCCCGUCAUAUUAAACAAGGGGGACGGACCGAGAUGCUGUCGAAUGGACGCUCCGACUUGUCUCCGCCGAUGAUUGAAGAGGAGGAGGUGCCGAGUCCCGCAGGUAGUGAAGAGCGACCAGACAGCCCUUCUUCUACAGAAGAACGUACGGGCGAAGGGAAGCCUAAGAAAUGGCAAGAUUAUCUCAAGCUGGCGACAUUCCCGACGGAGCUUCUUUCUCACACACCCGCACUCAGUGCUCCGUCUCUGGAAGUGCUCGAGGGAGGCGAGCUCGGCAUGAAGUCUCCUGGUCUUAUCGCAGCCGAUGAGCGAGGAUUCGUGCCUAUUGCAAGCACCACGACUUCGGUUAUCGACAGCGAGACAACGCCCCCUGUGGAGACCGAUGCGGCUUCGGGGACGGUUGUUCGAGAUGACACAGAGCCGGUGAAGCUACUCCUUCAGCACAUGGGUGAGCUGCACGACUCGCUUCAGAGAGAGAAGGCGGCGCGCUGGAAUGAGUUUCUGCGCAAGGUCAGAGCCGAGAGGAGACGAGACGGUGAAGCUGCUGCCGCCGCCGCCGCCGCCGCUGCCGAAGCCCGGUUUGAGCGGCCUGCCAUGAACCUGCCCGAGGCAGCGCUGGCCGAUGGCGAACUGAUCGGUAUUACCGGCCUCGGAAUCAAGGGCAAAGUCGGCCGCGCCAAGCGGACAGAACUCAAAAAUCUCGUCCUCGGCGGCAUCCCAGUCAACCUGCGCGCAAAGGUGUGGUCAGAAUGCUCCGGCGCCACAGCACUCCGCAUCCCAGGAUAUUAUCAAGACAUCAUCGCUCGCUCCGACAAGGAUGACGACCCGGUUGUGGUGUCCCAGAUCCAGAUGGACAUCAACCGCACUUUGACCGACAACAUUUUCUUCCGCAAGGGACCAGGCGUGGCGAAGCUGAACGAGGUUCUCCUGGCAUAUGCCCGCCGCAAUCCGGAAGUCGGCUACUGCCAGGGCAUGAAUCUCAUUGCGGCGAACCUGCUGCUGAUUAUGCCAUCAGCGGAGGACGCCUUUUGGAUUCUGGCCAGCAUCAUUGAAAACAUCCUGCCGGCGGGCUACUACGACCACAGUCUACUAUCCUCUCGCGCAGACCAGCAUGUCUUGCGGGAAUACGUGGCGGAUGUGCUCCCGAAGCUCUCACAGCACCUGGACGACCUCAGUAUCGAGCUCGAGGCGUUGACGUUCCAGUGGUUCCUCAGCGUGUUCACCGACUGCCUCUGCGCCGAGGCUCUAUUCCGCGUCUGGGAUGUGGUGCUUUGCAUGAACGACGGAAGCACAUUCCUGUUCCAAGUGGCUCUGGCGCUGCUGAAGCUCAACGAGUCUCAGCUUUUGCAGUGCGACACACCGGCGAGCGUUUACACCUACAUCAACCGGCAGAUGACCAACCACGCCAUCAGUAUCGAUAACAUGAUCAAGGCGUCGGACGCGCUCAGAAGGCUGGUCAAGCGCGAGGAUGUGGAGUCGCGCCGGGAGAAGGCCAUCCAGACGGAGAAGGACAUUGCGAAGCAGAGAGAAGAGAUUAACGAGGCCAAGAAGGCGAGCAAGGCCAAUGGCAACGGCAAUGGCAACGGCAGCAGCGAAAGUAUCAAGGGAGACGGCUAA